AUGUUCGACACAGAGCACUCCGCCGGCGGCCAUGUGCCCAGCAACGCAACCAAGAAAGACAAAACAGGCGCCGUGAUGGUUGCUAAGGCGCUCGACGAUGGACAGCCAACCAUACUGGAAUCCCUAGACGAUGUCGAGGUGAAGAAUGAGUAUCCCGUUAUACGCAAUGGCCUUGAUGUUUCGCGCUUCCUCAUCUCCGAUCGUGACGAUGGUGAUCCCAGCUUCACUUUCCGAUCUAUUGUCCUAGGGACUGUCUUCACGCUGUUGGCGAGCAUCAUUACCAUGCUAUACCAGUUCAAGCCGACCAGUGGCAUCAGCGUCUCGGCGACCUUCCUCCAGAUUAUCAUCUUUGUAUGCGGAGAAGCAUGGGCUCGCUUGACUCCUCGCCCAGAUCGAUUCAGCAGGUCUUCGAAAGUAUCAGCAAUACUACGCUUCAUGAACAGUGGCCAACCCUUUGGCAUCAAGGAACACGUUGUUGCCAGCCUUAUUGCCAGCUCUGGCAACAACGGGCUUUCCGGAGUGGAGAUAUAUGCCAUUGAGAGAUUGUACUACAACCGCAGCGUUCAAGCGUUGACGGUGGUAAUGGGGACUUUUUCAAUCUCUCUCUGUGGCUUCGUAGUCGCUGGCCUUCUUCGGCCCUUGGUCGUCUACCCGUCUGAGAUGGUAUAUUGGGGCUCCCUGCCUCAGGUGAUUUUAUUCCAAGGCCUACACUACAACCGCCAUGUCAACCGCAAAGUCCUCUAUGCUUUCGGGAUCGCGAUACUCAGCGCCGCCGUGUGGGAACUGUUCCCAGCAUACAUGUUCACGUGGCUGAGUGGAGUGUCAAUAUUUUGCGUGGCUUCAAUUCGGGCUCCAACGACAGUUCGCUCGAUCUUUGGAAAGAUCUUCGGAGGCUCAUCGUCAAACCAAGGCGUAGGAAUUCUCAACUUCGGUCUUGACUGGCAAUACAUUCAAAGUCAAUACAUGGCCUUCCCUCCCAAACUGCUGCUGAACUUUGGCAUUGGAACAGUCCUGUUCUACAUCUUCAUGCUAGCUCUGUACUACGGGAACGCUUGGGGAUCCAAAGAGACUGGCCUCCCAUUCAUGUCGACAGCCCUUUACACCAGUUCCGGCGCGCAAUAUCCCGUCACAUCUAUUCUCAACGCCCAGGGCUUCGUUGACUACUCGAAGUUCUUCAGCAUUGGUAGCCCUCGCUUGACCUCGUCUACGGUCUGGGGCUUUUUCACACAAAACGUGGCCAUCGGUGCCCUUGUCACACAUGUCCUCAUGUUUUACCGUAAAGACAUGAUGCUGGCAUGGAGGCAAGCCCGCGACCGAUCUCAGCCCGAUCCUCACUUCCAGGCCAUGCUCAAGUACAAAGAGGUUCCUACGUGGUGGUACGGCGCGCUUUUUGCCUUGUGUUUCAUCGCUGGACUGAUCGCCAACACUCGUGGCGAAACUACCCUUGAGUGGUGGGCUUACCUCGUUGCCCUUGCUCUUGGCGCCUUCCUCGCCCCAUUCUCGAUGAUCCUCUACGCCCUGUAUGGAACCGGCGUCAGCACCAACCAGCUUUCGAAAAUGGUAGCAGGAGUAGUGCAGCCGGGUCGACCUCUAGCUGGACUUUACUUUGCGAGCUGGAGCCACCAGGUCAUCCUGCUUGCGGUGAAUUUGGCGAACUGGCUCAAAGUCGGUCAGUACACCAAGAUUCCCCCUCGUGUCAUGUUCAGCACGCAGAUCUACGCCACUCUCCUAGGCGCCGCGUUCAACUACAUAGUCAUGACCAUCAUUGUGACCAAUCAACGGGAGAUCCUUCUAAGUCCCCAAGGCAACCAAAUCUGGAGCGGAUCUUUUCUGCAGAGCUUAAACACGCAGGCAAUCACCUGGGCACUGGCCAAGGACGUGUACAGCGCCUCGUCGCGCUACUUCAUUGUUCCCAUAGGCAUUAUCAUUGGUCUGGCACUACCCAUGAUACAUGCUGUCAUCAGCCGAUUUUCGCCAAUGGUCCGGUCAUGGCCGCUCAACACCGCUUUGAUUAUGACUUACGCCGGAAGCGCAUACUACGGACAGACAUCGUAUCUUUCGACUGCCCUCGCCGUUGGCGUUUUCACGCAAAUGUACCUCCGCAAACGCCACCCAGAGAUUUUCAACAAGUACAACUACGUCGUCGGUGCAGGAUUGGAUGGCGGAGCUCAGAUUAUCAUCCUCGUGCUGUCAUUUGCAGUCUACGGCGCGAGUGGAAAGACCACGCCAUUUCCUAGAUGGUGGGGAGCACCAAGAGGCGAUGUUAACCCUGACCACUGCAUGUAA
Zasmidium cellare ATCC 36951 is the source of this 2286-nucleotide messenger RNA. RefSeq lists its product as uncharacterized. The transcript has 2 exons. Gene Ontology annotation, molecular function: oligopeptide transmembrane transporter activity. Gene Ontology annotation, biological process: transmembrane transport. The coding region runs from base 1 to 2286 and encodes 761 amino acids. NCBI's taxonomy places the organism in Eukaryota, Fungi, Ascomycota, Dothideomycetes, Mycosphaerellales, Mycosphaerellaceae. The record is from RefSeq and is a predicted model, not a curated record.